This is a messenger RNA of Grammomys surdaster, 478 nucleotides long. Its product is annotated as zinc finger protein 2 homolog. Gene Ontology annotation, molecular function: RNA polymerase II cis-regulatory region sequence-specific DNA binding; DNA-binding transcription factor activity, RNA polymerase II-specific. The annotation marks the transcript as partial. The transcript has a single exon. The record is from RefSeq and is a predicted model, not a curated record. Gene Ontology annotation, biological process: regulation of transcription by RNA polymerase II. Lineage: Eukaryota; Metazoa; Chordata; Mammalia; Rodentia; Muridae.
GUUCCAUAAAGGAGAAAAACCUUACAAAUGUAAUGAAUGUGGCACAUCUUUUACACAGAACUCAGAUCUUAAAGUUCAUGAAAGAAUCCAUACAGGAGAGAAACCUUACAAAUGUACCCAAUGUGACAAAUCAUUUACAGCGAACGCACAACUUCACCUUCACUAUAGAUCCCAUACAGGAGAGAAACCUUACAAAUGUACUGAAUGUGACAAAUCAUUUACAGGGAAUGCACAACUUCAGCGUCACUACAGAUCCCAUACAGGAGAGAAACCUUACAAAUGUAAUGAAUGUGGCAAAUCUUUUAUACAGAACUCAGACCUUAAAGUUCAUGAAAGAAUCCAUACAGGAGAGAAACCUUACAAAUGUAAUGAAUGUGGAAAAUCCUUUAUUAAGUCGUCACUUCUUAAAGUUCACCAAAGAAUCCAUACAGGAGAGAAAAAUUACCAUACAGGAGAGAAAACUUACAAAUGUAAUUAA